AUGAGGGAAAAAGUUGAUGUCUUUUACCAGGAUCCCGCAUGGGGAUCGGUUGCCGAAUGGCAAAGACACGGCUGCUUUAGAAGGUUCGACGGUUUGGCCCCGCGAGUGACGCUUCUUCCAUUCUCCUUCUUCCCUUCCCUUCUUCUUCCAUCCCACCAACCUUCAGCCGCCAGCGUCACCAUCAGCCCCUCUCCGGAGGUCCACGAAGGCCACGCCGUCCGCCUCUCCUGCGCCCUCAGCGGCAAUCUCUCAGCCUCGGCUAACUACUCCUGGUUCAAGGGGGGCCUCCGUCUCCCGGGGGUCUCCGGGGAUUCCCUGGUCCUCGAACACGUGGCCCUGGAGGACGCCGGAGCGUAUAAGUGCCGAGUGGACUAUCACGGAGUCAGCAAGACGUCCAGCUCGGCCUCCCUCUCUGUGCUGUAUGCACCGAGGAACCUCCACGUGUCGGUUUUCACGGAGACCGAGAGGGGAACCGUGGCCAUCUUCCAGUGUUCGGUGGACAGCCAUCCUCCCGCCACGUGGGUCCUGUACAAAGGAGACGCCGUCUUGGCCACCAGCGGCGAGAAGGAUGAGCCGGCCUCCCGUCGGGUCAGCGUCACAACCGGGCCCGGCACCCUGCGCGUGGAGAUGACCGGGGUGGUGCCGGAAGACGAAGGGAGCUACAACGUGACUGCCACCAAUGCCCAUGGAUCUGCCUCCCGACAGCUCUACUUUCGGGUGCAAACGGCCCGGAUCCUGAUCACGCCCUCCCCAGAGGUGGUCGAAGGGGACCAGGUCAGCCUCACCUGUGACGUGAUUGGAAGCCUUCCGGAGGAGGCCACCUUCUCCUGGUACCGGAACAGCAAACACCUCCAAGGGGAGGCCGAGGGCACCCUGGCCUUCCUGCCCGUCACCCGCCUGGACGCCGGAGCCUAUUACUGCAAAGCCCAGACCGCCCAGGAGGGCAGCCUCAGCAUCUCCCCGUCCGUCAGCCUGACCGUCUUUUACCCCCCUGGGAGUCCCCAGAUCACGGCUUUCCUUGAGACGCAGGACAACCGGGUGGCCGUCCUCCUCUGCACGGUGGAGAGCGACCCCCAGGCCCACCUCGCCAUACGCAAAGGCCAGCAGCUCUUGGCCUCCAGCACGGACUCCGCUCUCGCCCACCCCCGGCGGGUGAAGGCCUCCCCUACCUACAACAGCCUGAGGGUGGAGAUCUGGGACGUGGUGAUGGAAGACGAAGGGGAAUACGUGUGUUUUGCGAGCAACCGACACGGCAACGGGAGCGCCAGGGUCACCUUCAGAGCAGAGGCUGCAAAGCUCUGGAUUUCUCCUCCAGACGCCCUGGAGGGCAACUCCGUCAACCUGACCUGUGCAGUGGACAGUGAGGCCGCUGGGGAGAUGCGCUACACCUGGUUUAAGAACAACGAGUGGUAUGCGGACGGCUUGGUCAGGACGCUGGUGUUCCACCAGGCCACCGUAGAAGACGCGGGCAGCUACUACUGCACGGUCCACACCCGGGAGAGGAUGCGGAACUCCUCCUUAAGCACCUUGAACGUCCUCUAUCCACCCAGGAACGUGCUGGUCGAGUCCUUCUUGGAGACCCAGAAGGGCCAGGUGGCCAUCGUCCUGUGCACCGUCCAGAGCAACCCGCCGUCUGUGCUGUCCCUCCGUCGUGCUGGCCAACUCUUGGCGUCCAGCUCCUCCAAAGUCCGUGGGGGGGCAGGCCCGAAGCUGCGGGCCGCUUCCUCCCCAAAUUCCUUGAGGCUGGAGAUCAAAGACGUCAACCUGGACGAUGAAGGGAGCUACGAGUGCUGGGCGGAAAACUCCCUUGGCGAAGCCCACGCUUCUUUCAACCUCUCCGUGGAGACUAUCAGGCUGGUGAUCGAUCCCGCCCCAGAGGUGCAUGAAGGGCAGCGUGUCUCUCUGAUCUGCCAAGAUGCCAGCUUCCAGCCCUCCGCCGUCUACACCUGGUACAAGGACGCCAGAUGGUUUGCAGACGGUCCGGCCACCUCCUUCCUACUCCCAGCUGUUACUCCCCGGGACAUGGGAUCCUACGUGUGCCAGGUUCAAGACGAGCGGGGCGUCAGGACCUCUCCAGCCGUCACCCUCUAUGUGCACCGUGCAAGAAUCAUCGCUGACCCAUCGCCAGAUGUUCACAAAGGUGCUACGGCCAACCUGACCUGUGAGAUUGCCAGCCAGGUAGUGGAGCCCAUGAAUUACACCUGGUACAAGAACAGCCAGUGGCUUUGGGAUAGCCCCAGUCAGUCCCUCCUGUUGAGCGGGGUGACCAAGGAGGACAAGGGAAGCUUUGAUGUUCUCGUUAACGUAGACGCGCCGGAACGGCCCUCCUUGACGGUUUACCUGGACACUCAGAAUGGGAACCUGGCUAUGGUCACCUGCAAAGUGGACAGCUACCCAUCUUCCAGCCUGGCCAUAUACAGAGGUCAACUGGCUGACCCCAAAAGCUGGUCACCAGCCGGUCAGCGUUUCCACACCUUCUACUCUGAUAACAGCCUGAGGCUGGAGAUUCAGGACCUCACUGCCAAAGAUUCGGGGCAUUUUGUGUGUCAAGCUCGCAACACACUGGGCAACGCGACCAGCAGCAUCACCUUCAAUGCAAGAUGCCUCUCUGAACUGACCAUCUUCAAGAUCUGGGCUGGGAUUGCCACUGCCUUGGUCUGCAUAGCUGUCCUGGGGGGCCUGAUCCUUGGAUUGCGUAACAACGGCUCCCGGUGA
Molecule: messenger RNA, 2715 nt
Organism: Protobothrops mucrosquamatus (brown spotted pit viper)
Lineage: Eukaryota; Metazoa; Chordata; Lepidosauria; Squamata; Viperidae
Product: sialoadhesin-like
Exons: 10
Coding region: 1-2715 (904 amino acids)
Source: RefSeq, a predicted model, not a curated record